AUAGAAGGUCCCGUUGCUAUGACUCCCGUAGCCCCGCCCCCCGCUGUCCCUAGCGCCGCUCCCGGGGCCCAAGCGGCCGCGGCUGCCUCCCGCCCGCGCCGCAUGGAGGAGCCCGCGCGGGAAAAAGUACAGGUGGAAGACAUACUUGAGAGGCUCAAGGAAGAAGGAAUCAACCCUUCAGCUUCUGCAGAUGAGCAACUUUGUUAUGUUUGGCAAUUAUUCCUGCGUAAUGAAGACAAGUUACUGUCUGCUAGUCAGGACUUAGAGAACCUCAGACAACAGCAAGCAGAAGAAAUGAGAGAGGUGGAGAAUUAUGUGGGCCAUGUCCGUAGCCUCACAGCAGAGCGAGACGCUUUCACCACUGAGUUUGAAAAAGAAAAUGAACAACUCAGAAUUGAGUUUACACAACUGCAACUCCAGCAGGAAGCCCAGCUGAAGGAGGUGGAGGAAAUGCUGGAACAGGAAGGCUUGUCUGAGAUAGCUCACAGCAGUCCCAGUGAACAAAUUGCUUAUUUACUGGUAGAAAGAACUACGCUGCUGGAGAAACUAGAGAUUGCAGAUCAAAGGCUGGAUUCGCAUAGCUACAUAGACGGACUGUGUGCAGCACAACUUCAGGUAUCAAACUCCUCAAUGGAUAAGUUUGAUAAUAUCCACCAAACGUUAGAAGAUGAACUUCAGCAACAACGCGAAUCCAUGCAACAUACUAAAGAGACAAUGAAUAAGUCCCAUAAUGAAGAGCUGGAAAGAGAGAAAGUGUUACGAAAGCGGGUUGAGCAAGACCUGGAUGAGGCCGCACGGAGGCUGCAGAUGGCUCACGAAGAGAUCCGCAGGCUAACAGAUGAACUGGACAUGCAGAAAAAGGAGCAAAGCAAACUGGAUCCUGCUUUGCGGCUGGCCUCACAAACAUCUGAGAGCUGGAGAGAAGAGAUGAAUAAGCUGAAAGACAGUGAUAGGACUGAACUGCAGAAGGCCAUGGAACACAACAACAGACUGGACAAGGAAAUUCUGGCAUUGCGCAGUCGGGUCCGAUCGCUUGACUCAGAAAGAAAAGUGUUCCUAGAACUGGUUGAAAAGCUCAAAGAAGAGAUUUGUGAGUAUCAAAAGAAUGAGAAACCAGGACCUGUAUUGCCUGGAAUAGAUGAAACAGAAGAAAACGCAUGUUGCUCACUGCAGAUGCAGGAUAAAAAGGAUCCAGCGAGGUUUGAAGAAGAGUGUGCUAUUGACAAAGCUGACUCAGGUCAGGAAAGAAGAGAUCAGAAUAACGAGACUGUUCAUAAAAGGUGCCGAAAGGUAAUAGAUGACAUUGAGGGCAGGAAUUUUCAGCUCCUGCACAAGCUACAGAAGCUGCAGCGGGAACAUGAGGAUUUGGUUGAACGUAAUGAAGAGUUAGAAUCGAUUCUGGGAGAGACUCAGAACCAAACCAGAGAAGAGAGAGAACAUCUUGAGGGUGAGAUCGAAGGACUUCACAGGAAAAUCACAAGUUUAGAGACAGAGUUACUCAAAGCACAGAUGAAUAAAACUGAAGCCAGCAUGAAAGAUCAAGAAACAACUAAAAAAGUGCAAGAUUUCCAAGAGAUGCUGAAAAGCCACCAGGAGAAGGUUGAAGUACUUGAAAGUAAAUUAUCAGAGGAGAGAGAUUGGAGAAAGCAACUUGCAUCUGACCUUGAAAAGACACAGAAAGCUUUGAAGGCUGAAAAAAAGGAAUUAUAUAAUUCAAAAUCAGAGCUCGUGAGUCUUUAUAAUGAGCUCCAGAAUCUCCGAGGUGCGGCAGAAGAAAGAGAUUUCCUUAAUGUAACCCAUGAGAAAUUACAGCAAGAAAAUACUUUAUUGGAAACAAAGGUCUCGAAGCUCUCACAGGAAUGUGAACAGUUAAACCAGCUUGUAGUGAAACAGAAAAUAGAUGAAAACUUUACAAGUGAAACGACAUAUAAAGAGCUUAUGACUAAAGCAAGAAUAUUGGAAGAACAGAUCCAAAUCCUGGGAGGGGAGAGAGAGCAAUUAUGUACCAAGCUAUUAGAAAGCAACAAGAAAACCAAGGAGUUAGAAAAGGAGGUGAAGGGGAGCAAUGAAGAAAAACAACUGUUACUGGAAGAAAAUGCCCAGCUAAGACAAGACAUACUGGCUACAAGGGAAGAAUUUCACAGCAAGAUAGAAGAGGCUGUAAGCAUUAAAUCUGAGACGAGCCGAGAGAACCAGCCUCUCAAACCCAAGAACUCUGAAUGUAACACAGCAUUAAACAUGAGCAUUAAACAGUAUUUGUCUGGAGAGAGACUCCUGCAGCAGCAUCAGGAGGAAAUGCAACAAUUGCGACAGGAUUUCCACAGAGUUCAGAAUUUGUGCAGCUCGGCUGAGAAAGAGCUGAGAUAUGAAAGGGAGAAAAACUUGGACUUAAAGAAGCAUAAUAUCUUGCUCCAGCAAGAAAGCACCAAGGUCAAAGCUGAACUGAGACAAGUCCAGUUGAAGUUAACCAACUCAACCAAAAUGUGCUCCUCUCUCACAGUACAAUGGGAGAACAGUCAGCAGAAGGUCAAAGAACUUGAACUAGAGCUGCUGAAGCACUCCCAGAGUAGUAAACUGCAGAGCAGUCUGCAGGAGAAACUUGCACUGGAGAAAUCUAGGGCUACUGAUGCAGAGAAAAAGGUUUUGGAGCUACAACAAAAACUGAAGGAGUCCCAUCACCAGCUCCGCCUAACUGAGACCCACGUUUUGGGCAGGAAGCAAAUGGAGGAGGAGUUAAAGGAGGCCCAAGAAAGGGAAACUCAGCUGCAGCGGCAGCUCCAGGAAGAGCAGCGGAAAAGGAAGCUCCUGGAUCAGCAUGCAGAGGAGCUGCAGCAACAGCUCAGACACUCACAUGAGACUGAGACUUUGCUGGCCAAGACUCAGGCUGAGCUGCAGGUCAGGUUUCAGCAGCAGGAGGCACAACUGCAUAUAUUAGAGGAUGAAAAAAAACCAGCAUCAGAUGAGCAUCUCCAUUGUCAAAAAACCAAUCAGAACCUUUCAGAGCAGCUGUCGCUGUUGCAGCAGGAGAAGGAAAUCCUCCACGAGGAAUAUGAUCGUCUCCUGAAGCAGCUCGAUAUCUACGUCAGGAAACACAAUGAGCGGCAAGUCCGCCAUAAAGCCAAGCUCCGCAGAGCCAAGGAGACGUUUGUUCAUGAAGUGAAGCAAAGAGAUGUGAGGAUUAAACAGCUUGAAAGUGAAAUUGCGCUGUCCAGGAGCCAGGCGGGAAAGGAACAUGCAUUGAUCAGACAGAUCACCACGGAAAAUGAGAAUUUGCUCCAAGAGAAAAGAGAACUCUUACAGCAGCUUAAUGAACAGGAAGAAGUUGGACAGAACAACAAAUGGAUCAUUUCCACAAUCCAGAACAGAGUGCAGUUCCUGGAUGAAGAAAACAAGCGACUCCAGGAAAGCACCCUGCAGCUUUCCAGUCAGGUUGGCAUUCUAGAACGUACUCUAAGGAACAUCCAGACCCACAGCUUAGAGGACUUCGGGAGCAUUGGCUUCUCUGAAUGCCAGCUGCUAAGUAAGAUGUUGCCACGUCCAAACACAAGCUUCUCAGCGACAGGGCUGCCAAACUCCCUUGGCAUUCUGAGAGCCAUCCAAGAUGUCAAGCCUGAAGAAGGAACCAAGACCCCAAAGUCCCUGUUUUCCUUAUCACCUUCUCAGCCUUCUGAAAUUGGUUAUUUAAAUGUGGCUUCACCUGGAGACCGCACAAACUUCCCAACGCAGCCCCAGAGUCCCAGCUUCAGCUGCGAUAGUGUCUAAGAGGGACUCCAAGGAGCUGCUCUCUGAUUGGACUGUGGCUGAGGGUUUCCUGCUGCAGUGGGCCACGUAUCCAGCCAGAUCAGUAUGUGUCCAGUAACUCGUUCAAUGAAUUUUGUGAUUUUUCUCAGCUGUUAUUUGACAGCUGUUGUGUCAAUCACUUGCCCAGCUCUAGCAUCUCAUCCCAGAUCGCCCUGGAAUUUUUACAUUCACAGAUUUAAUUCAUUAAAAGGUUUUUUUAAAAGGGGUGUUUGUCAUUUGGUCUCAAUUCCUUGUGUGAUCUAGAUACAUUCACGGGCCGGGGUCCCGAUCCUGCCUCCUGCCAGGGCCAGAUUAAACUUUUGUGGGCCUUACACCAA
Molecule: messenger RNA, 4118 nt
Organism: Mauremys reevesii (Reeves's turtle)
Lineage: Eukaryota; Metazoa; Chordata; Testudines; Geoemydidae
Gene: CCDC30
Product: coiled-coil domain containing 30
Exons: 26
Coding region: 19-3762 (1247 amino acids)
Source: RefSeq, a predicted model, not a curated record